CAAGGGAACACAACAUUGUAAAUCAACUAUAUUUCAAUGAAAAAUUGUUUAAGUAAAAUUUUUUUUAAAAAUAAGGGAAAAGAAAAGAAAAAUUAAGGCCCAAUCCGUGAGGUCCAGCAUCUACCUGUUAAGUAUUCUCCACAAAGAUCAAAAGGGAGAAAACUAGCAAAGACGUGAGAAAAGAAACUUUCCCAGAGUUGAGGGGCACAUGGCUUUGGAUUUAAAAGGCCCACUGAGUACCCAGCACAACAAACAAGACAAGACUCAUAUCUAGACACUGCCUUGUAAACAUUUUUCAGAAAGAAAAUAUCCAGCCUUCAAGAGGCAAUAACUAGUCGCCUGCGAAGGAACGGAAUCAAAUCCGCUUCCAACCUAACCCCAGCAAUGCUGAAUGCCGGGAGCCGCGAUGUCUCCCAGUCUCUGCAAGGACACGCUUUCAGCCUCGAGUGGACAGCCUGCCAAGUCAUCACUCAGUGGGAAGCUGUGGAAUUUGUAUGUUACAGACGAGGAGGUCACACCAGCAGAGGUGAAGCAGCCUUCCGGAGGCGCCAGUGAUGGGAAAGUCGUGAAUUGCACCUACUCAGGCAAGCUGUCUUUGGACUGAGCUACAGAACACCAUCCUUGCCACACCCAUGAAAGAAACACGAAAUGAAAGAUAACAGCAUCCUUUUUUUUCUUUUUUUUAAAAUUUUUGGCUGUGUUGCAUCUUCGUUGCGGUGCGCGGGCUUCUCAUUGCGGUGGCUUCUCCUGUUGCGGAGCACGGGCUCUAGGCGUGCGGGCUUCAGUAGACGUGGCACACGGGCUCAGUAGCUGUGGCUUGCGGCCUCUAGAACGCAGGCUUCAAUAGAUGUGGCACACGGGCUCAAUAGUUGUGGCUCCCGGGCUCUAGAGCGCAGGCUCAGUAGUUAGGACGCACGGGCUUAGUUGCUCCGCGGCAUGUCGUCUUCCCGGACCAGGGAUCGAACCCGUGUCACCUGCAUUGGCAGGCGGAUUCUUAACCCCUGUGCCAUCAGGGAAGCCCCAAUAGCACCCUUUAAAAGGGUUUGUCUCGGGGGAGAGUGUCCUCCUUUUCAUCGGUGUUUCCAAAAGUAACAUUCUAGCAGCACUACAGUUAUCCAAAGUGUUACCAUUAGGGGAAAGUGGGGGAAGGGUACAUGGGAUCUUGCUGGAUUAUUUCUUACAACUGCUUGUGACUCCACACUUAAAUAGCAGCGGCAUCAGCCACCAUUUACUUACCCCACAAAAUUUCUGUUGAGCAGCUGCUCCGCUGGGGACACAGCAAACGACGCAGACAAAACCCUGGCCUCAUGGAGCUGGCUGGCUGUUGGGGGUUGCCUUCUCCAAAGCUUCACUGGAUCAGGCUGUUUAUAACUCUAGUUAUAAAAUACAUGCUGAUGAUGGAAAUGUUGAUUACAAAGUCUGGUCCCCCACAAGGUGGGUCUAAUCAGGCUUCCUGGGUGAUGUGACAAGGCUCGGCGUAUUUGUCAAGGCCAAGCCUUGUCCCACGUGGUGAGUAAGUGAGUCAUCGCCACUCUGGUGUUUAAAAUACCUGUAAAGGGCAAAAAGUGCUCUGUUCAACCCGUGCUUGGAAGGCCUAACCCCGUUCGCUUUCGUGCUUCUUUGCUCCAGGCCGCUGAGAGCGUGCAAGUAGAAGGCUGAGGACGCAGCCGGUUGUCACGGAGAUGACGAGGCUGAGGCUGUGAUCGAUGAAUCGCAGAGCCCAGCGAGUCGCUCGCAGAGAGGGAGGCUCCCCCGGCCCUCGCCGCGCCCUCCAGAUCCGAGACGGCCGGGAGGCGGAUGCAGCCCCCGAGGCGCUGAGGCCCCGCCCUCUCCCUUCCGCCCCGGCUCCGGGAUUUCCUCCGCGAUGGCCUGUAACCGCUCGGCCGCCGAGGCCUACGCAAACCUGCCGCCCAACGGGAGCCACGCGGCGGCCCCCGGGCCCGCGGCCCCGCCCGCGCCCCUCAGGGUGUCCCUGGCGGCCCUCAUGGCGCUCAUGACGGCCGGGGGCCUCCUCGGCAACGCCGCGCUCUGCGUCAUCGUGUACCGGCGGCCGGCCAUGCGCUCCGCCGUCAACCUGCUGCUGGCCACGCUGGCCUUCUCGGACGUCAUGCUGUCCCUGUGCUGCAUGCCCUUCACCGCCGUCACCCUCGUCACCGUCCGCUGGCACUUCGGGGACGCCUUCUGCCGCGUCGCCGCCGCGCUCUACUGGUUCUUCGUCCUGGAGGGCGUGGCCGUCCUGCUCAUCAUCAGCGUGGACCGCUUCCUCAUCAUCGUCCAGCGCCGCGACAGGCUGAACCCCCGCCGGGCCAAGGCGGUCAUCGCCGCGUCCUGGGCGCUGUCCUUCUGCGUCGCGGCCCCGUCGCUGGCCGCCUGGCCGCUGGUGGAGGUGCCGGCGCGGGCCCCGCAGUGCGUGCUCGGCUACACCGAGCUGCCGGCCGGCCGCGCCUACGUGCUGGCGCUGGUGGGCGCCGCCUUCUUCGCGCCCUUCGCCGUGAUGCUCGGCUCCUACCUGGGCAUCCUGCACGCGGCGCGCAGGAACGCCGUGCGCGUGCACGACCAGUCGCGCGGCCUGGACCUGCGGCGGCUGCCCCGCGCCGGCCUGCGGCGGCUCCAGCGGCAGCAGCAGCUCAGCCUGGACCUCAGCUUCAAAACCAAGGCCUUCACCACCAUCCUCAUCCUCUUCGUGGGCUUCUCGCUGUGCUGGCUGCCGCACUCCGUCUACAGCCUGCUGUCCGUGUUCAGCCGGAGGUUCUACUGCGGGCCCUCGUUCUACGCCACCAGCUCUUGCAUCCUGGGGCUCAGCUACCUCAAGUCCGUCUUCAACCCCAUCGUCUACUGCUGGCGAAUCAAGAAGUUCCGCGAGGCCUGCCUGGAGCUGCUGCCGCAGACCUUCCAGAUCCUCCCCAGAGUGCCCGAGCGGAUCCGGAGGCGAAUCCAGCCGAGCACCGUGUACGCGUGCACCGAAAGCCAGUCCGCCGUGUAGGGGGUGGCGGUGAGCCCCCUGCCCCCCGCUCGGCUUCCUGGCACUUCGUGCCGUCAG
Molecule: messenger RNA, 3040 nt
Organism: Physeter macrocephalus (sperm whale)
Lineage: Eukaryota; Metazoa; Chordata; Mammalia; Artiodactyla; Physeteridae
Gene: GPR45
Product: G protein-coupled receptor 45
Exons: 1
Coding region: 1865-2983 (372 amino acids)
Biological process (GO): G protein-coupled receptor signaling pathway
Cellular component (GO): membrane
Molecular function (GO): G protein-coupled receptor activity
Source: RefSeq, a predicted model, not a curated record